Molecule: messenger RNA, 1281 nt
Organism: Cherax quadricarinatus
Lineage: Eukaryota; Metazoa; Arthropoda; Malacostraca; Decapoda; Parastacidae
Source: RefSeq, a predicted model, not a curated record
AUGGCAUUGAAUCCCUUCAUAGAGCAACUCGCAAGAUACGUCCUUCGACACGAUGCAGGAGGAAAGCCGUGUGUGAGGUUGCUGGGAGUCACCAGAAGCACCAAGCCUCCCGCUGGCUGGUGUCACCUAUGGUUCAGCACACAACAACCGCCAGUCGUCACCAGGAUCACCAUCAUUGAUCACCUGGACUACCAAGGGUUGAGCAGUGACCGCCAGAUGCCUUUCAUGUUUACCUGUCCGCUGCCUUCCCAGGUGGCUCACCUUCAGCCAGCUGCCGUCUCCCUCGUCCACCAGCCCUGCCAACCUGCCACCACCCUCCUCCAGGUAACCUGUCACCACCCUCCUCCAGGUAACCUGCACCAAACCCUCCUCCAGGUAACCUGCCACCACCCUUCUCCACGUAACCUGCCACCACCCUCCUCCACAGUCAGCUGUGAUGAGCAAAGUGUCAGCUGGGUGAGCGAAGUGUCAGAUGUGAUUAGUGAACUGUCAGCUGUGAUGAGCGAGGUAUCAGCUGUGAUGAGUAAACUGUGUGUAACCAGGUUUAUCUUCCACAGAGCAGUGAAGGGGUGGGUACCAGCUGUGUGUGGCCCAGCUCUCUACUACUACCACGAAGACUUCUCCAAGAGAAUGGUGGAGUGGUUGGAGAUCCUGAGGGCGGAGGGCAUUGGUAAAGUGUUCCUCUACGUUACUGACGUUCAUCCUAACUUGGAGAAGGUCCUCAAGUACUACGAGGAUGACGGCUUCCUUCACCUCACUGGCUACUCCUACCCACCACCAUAUAUCAACGAGCCAAGUCUUCGUAGGCUGUGGACUCUGGUAGAGCAGUACAAAAUGUUCGCCCAGGAGAACAUCUACUUCACUGACUGUCUCCUGCGACACAUGCACCAGUACCGCUUCAUCGCUCACUACGACCCUGAUGAGAUCCCCAUCUUGCCCAACCAUCACAACUACACACACUUUUUGGAACACAUGUUGACGAGGGAUGCUGAGAAGAAGCUGAAACCAGCGGGUUACAAACUACAAUGGAACUAUUUUUAUAAUGACUUAAACUCGAGUAGCCAAGGAGUUAAGGAAGUGCCAGAAUACUUGUGGGCUCUGAGGCACACCCUCACCCCCACUCAACCUCUCAAACCCACUCCUGGCACCUUCAAGUCUCUCUUUGAUAUGGACGUCGUCAGGGCCAUAUACUCACACAGUACACUCUUGUGCAAGCACGGAGGUAAGAUUAAUACUGCCAACCUGUCUGCGAAGUUGACAAGACACUUGUACAACAGUUAG